Molecule: messenger RNA, 7340 nt
Organism: Diachasma alloeum
Lineage: Eukaryota; Metazoa; Arthropoda; Insecta; Hymenoptera; Braconidae
Gene: Ephrin
Product: ephrin-B2
Exons: 5
Coding region: 958-1971 (337 amino acids)
Biological process (GO): axon guidance; ephrin receptor signaling pathway
Cellular component (GO): plasma membrane
Molecular function (GO): ephrin receptor binding
Source: RefSeq, a predicted model, not a curated record
CACUCGGGAAGGCUGUGUUACUCAUACUCUCCGAGAUUUCUCAUUCAAACAAAACUCGAGUCCUCGUGCAUGUGUUUCGGUUCGCGUUUUCCAUACACGAUUGAUUGAUAUUUCAACAACAAGCGAACAUUCGAUAACAAAGCGAUUCGUGUUAUUUCCUGUUCAUUGACUUUUUAUUUUUUGUUUAUCAUUUCUGUGAGUGUUUGUGUUCAUACUUUGAUUGGAUAUUGAUCAAAUUGAGUGGUAUACUGGUCAAAGAGGUGCUGGAAAACGGUGUGUGAACGGAAGUUGAUGGAAAAAGACGAGAAAUGUACUCCCAUUCUGAUGUUGUACUUUAUGCUUAGUUUACUCUAACGCGUACAAGGCAAAUGGUGGUUGAAUAAAUAAUAAAGGAUAUAUCCGAGAGAAUAGAAUGUACAUGGGAUUGUGUCAAUUGAUUUGGAUAAUUUAACGCCUGUGAUAAAUUAAUUCUCACGGAUACAAGCGAGUGUACACAAUCGAGUGUACCUGGCAUCUUAUCGUAACUGUAGCCGGAAAUGCAAAACACUUCCGGCGUCUCUGAGGUAAACGCCAGGGUUGACGGCAUGCGGAACAAUUGCUAUUGGAUUUACCCGAGCAUAGUGAACCAAUGAAUGAUCAAAUCCAUUGAAUAAAAUUCACUUGUCGAGUCUGACUGGUGGAGGAAAAAAGUUCAAUUCCGAUAAUAUAAAAUAGCAUACUUUUUCUAUGAAUGGAGAGAAUAGAAACGUAUCACCAUAACGGGGUGGAGAAUCGGAGUGGAUCAAUCUUCAAAGUGUAAUAGUGUGUAUGGAUGUGGUCGGUUGGUUUUGGUGGAAGGUGGAUGGUGGUAGACAGCGUAAACGACGAAGGUGGUGGUGUGUGGAUUUAUUAACAAAAGGAGCACUAAUAUUCUCCAUUGUGCACCAACAAUAAAAAUCCAAUCGGCCAGUUGUUACGAUGGUUUCCCCGUCAUGCGUAACUCUGGUUUUCCUCAUUUGUCUGCAAACAGUAUUGCUAUCGACUGUGAGCAAUUGUGCGAAAACCAGCAACAUGUAUUGGAACACGACCAAUUCAAUAUUUCGAAUAGACAAUACCGAUCACAUCAUAGAUGUAAACAAAAAUAAUGCGGCCUUUGAAUAUGACCAGGUCAAUAUCAUAUGUCCUGUCUACUUGCCAGGGACUUACGACGAUGAGGCUGAGAAAUACAUAAUUUAUAAUGUGUCGAAAGAAGAGUACGAGACUUGCCGGAUAACGAAUCCAAGUCCGCGUGUUAUAGCAGUAUGUGAUAAGCCCUUCAAGACAAUGUAUUUUACGAUAACAUUUAGGCCAUUCACACCACAACCGGGUGGAUUAGAAUUUCUCCCCGGCCACGAUUACUACUUCAUCAGCACCUCAUCCAAGGACGAUUUACACAGGCGCAUUGGUGGACGUUGCACAACUCACAACAUGAAGGUCGUUUUCAAGGUGUGCUGUGCAAAUGACACCAAUGGAUCAUCAACAUCAACAUCCCGUAACUACUUUCCAUCAGCUGGCACCAACAGCGGCAGUAGUACAGUAUCAAGCUCAACGAGUAUUGGUAUUUCGGGUGGUAAUGGCGUUGGUAUGCCACCAUCACCACCUCCAAGUGUCUUCAAAGGUGGGGAUCGAUUCUACCCGGGAGGCAACAUCUAUCAUCAUCAACCUGGUACAGCGCCCACUCUACCCCAUGCGCCCCCACCAAACUAUCCGUCACAUCCCCAUCAGCCGCCGAUUCACAAUGGACAACCGUCCUCGUCACCGCCCAAGACCUCGAUCACCCAGAAGAAGAAGAACAAGGAAUACUCGGAUCACCCGAACGAAGUUGUCAAGAACGAGGAAUUAACGUACAACGGUGCAAGCUCGUCGCACUUACGGCAUCAAACCCUGAGACUUGUUCUCGUAUUAACGAGUACACUUCUGGUCAGCAUGUUACUGCCUCAUUUAAUGCGGUGAACCGGCUGUUAUCAGUGAAAAUUCACCAAUUGAAAAUGGAAAAAAAAAAAACAAAACCCCCUUCUUCUGUGAUUAUCCUACGUUUAAUUAUUCAUUUAAAGCAAUACAGCCAUCACAAUGAAUUCUGAUGGACUAGAAUGACAAAUUAAAUACUAUUAAAUGAAUUAAUUAUGAGGAGAAAAAGUAAUACAUGAUAAUGUAUUCGGCGGCCGUAGAGGUAAAGAAAAGUAAACACGAUCAAGCCAUAUUAAUAUUAAAAGAAAUAUUACGUCUAGGCACUUGGUAGUUACGGCCACUAUUAUCACUACUAUUGCAUAGUGAGAGAAUUACAAGUACGAGGGAUGAGGAGGUAGUUAUAUUGAUUGUCCUUAUCAUGAAGAAAUAACGAAUAGAUAUUUAUUCUAAAAUAAAUACGUCGACGUGUGCUACUUGAUACGGGCUAUCCAUGUGUUCACGUCGAAAAACUUUUUCAAUUUUACCAAUUCCGAAUUUCAAAUGUUGAUGAAAUACUCAACUCACUCGUACAAUGGGCUAUGGAAAUGAGAAGACAAUCGAUUUAGAAAUGAUCUCGCCACUAGUUUCUAACGAAUACUUUGUAAAUAUCUUUUCGAAUUAUCCCGACAUUAUUAUGUACACAAUAAUGUCGGAUUAGGUAUGGUGGGUGAGAAUAGGGUUUGGGGGGGAGCGAGAAUAAUUUCUACGAAAAUAAUUUGAUUGAUUUCUUGUUUCAAUGGCCUUUAAAAAAAAUAACACUGAGGUGUUGUACUGAAUUACGGUGAGUGAACGUAUUUCGUACUCUACUUUCUCGUAAUGAAAUUAUGUAACUCGUGUAAAUAGUUGCCUAAACAAAUGUACUAUAAAAAAAAGCGAGACGUGACUCACAAGUUGACGAAGAUGAAUGAAAGAGAAACAACUAGCCGCAUCAUUAGAAUUUUAAAUUCGUUUUGAUGCACAUGCAAUAGAGUGAAUAGAAUUGUCGGUGUGAGUCAACUCGGAAAAGCCUAAAUUAAAUGAAAAUAACGAGAUUUAAAUGAAAUCAAGUCCAUUGACAAACGAAAAAGUGAAACAAAUUGUAAUAUAAUUGUAUUAUACUGCGACUUUAUCCAUAGGCCUGUAUUAUAUUUAUUAUCAUCGAUAUCUAUUAUAUUAUUAUCACGAAAACAGAAUGUCCAAUUCGAUAUUCCAUAUAAAUAUAUUAUUACUAGGUAAAUAUCAAAUUGAAAAACAAAAUAAUUGAGAUUUUUGUCUCUCUCACUUCUGCUCCCCACAUCAUUAUUACGAAUUAUAACCAUAACAGUUAUUAUUUUCUGAUAUUAGCAGUCAAGAGGAAGGCAUUCACAAUAUUCAAUUGUUUCACUCUUCAAAGUUGUUUCCAUAAUUGUAGUCAUUACAAUGUAGAAUCAUUACGUAAAUCUAAUCCUCUUUUCAAUGUCAGUAAAAAUCAGUGAAAUAAUAUUCUGUUAAUGAGAAUGCCCAUACCUCACACACAAUAUACACAACUUCAAGUAGAAUAAUAAAAUUGCCGUUUGCCAUACGGAAACUGAUGAGAGACGAAACACUUAUGUCGCCUGAUGACAGACACAAAAAUGACUGUAAAUAUUGUAUGUUAUGUUGAAAGAAAAUCCCCGAGCCUGAUUUUCCAAGAUACACCUUCGACACGCACUGAGCUGCUGCUUUAUUCGCUGACUCAAUUAUUUGUACAUUACGCCUGAUUUUUUUCAAAUGAUCAAUUCAAUCAAUUAUACAAAUCGCAGAACAAUGAACAGAUAGGAUGAAGUUAGAAUGACGAAGAGUAAAAAAAAAUUAUGGUUUAUGGAGGAACAUCGGUCAUCUGUGGAUGAACAGAAUGAGAUGCACAUAUUCAAUUAUCCGAUAAUGCUCAAAGCUCACAAAGAAGAACCACAAAAUUGAUAAUCAAGUGUUAACAAUAGUUUCAUGUCUCUAAUCUCCACUCAUGCACCCCGUGAUUCGGACCAAGCUUCUAUUCACAUGACUUAAUCCAUUGUGUACCAGUAAACAGCGUGUUAUCACAUUUCACUUUAUAGUUUUUUGAGUAACUCGACGGUUAACACAGAGCCCCACAGUGUCUGUGGGGAUCACCCAACGCACGCGAUACCGUCAUCUUGACUCCCCCGCACAAUAGCUCGAAGCGUUGGCUGCUUGCGCCCCACUCACCUGUUCACCCAUCAGAACUGAUGUUUCUCCUUAAUAUGAAAUAAAGAACGCGUGUGUAGCGUUUAUCCACUACAGUAUUGUAAGCCUAAGUAUUACACGGCCUACAUCGAGGCAACGUGUGCCUGUCCGUUCAACAUGUCCACAACUUGUCAACGCCUGUAUUUUCUUUGUAUGAUUGUGCAUGAUUUUAAAAUCCUGUAUUUAUUUGUAAAUCUUAUCGAUCCGUUGGUGUCCAUACACUUAGCUCCUUGAAGACUGACAACGCCUCAAAUAACUGAUAGAUUAUAUGGCAAUUGAUAUGAUCAUUUUUUUUUUUAUUAAGAACCGACUAAAUUGUGUUCACAACGGAUAGAUUUGAGAUUAUUCGAGAAAUUAACAGAAUGACUAUUGAACGCGUGAUAGCAGCAAUGAUGACGUAGAUGAUUGAAGUGAAUGACUAUUGAUUCACGAGAAUACUAGAUCAAUACAGUAUAACAGUAAUUUAGGCUCGAAGUAUAGAUAGAAAAUAGACAAAAUGACAACACUGCGAAUUCACUCUUUUUUUUCAUUUUCAAUUUUGUGUUCACCCUGUCCAUUCAAUCCUCCAUUCCACAGCGUAUUUCACUAUAGGACAUCCUGGAUUUCCAUACAUCGCUCAAACCUUUCAUGAUUUUUCAAUUAUUGUUUCUCGUUUUUCUUUUUCAUUUUUUCCCAUUUUACGAAGAUCCAUUAUCAACGCAAUGAAAAGAGUCACGUUAACCAGGGGAAAUACUAAACUCAAAAUAUUUGAAUUCCAUAAAAACAGGGGAAAAGCUGCAGUUAUUGAAACACACGUCUUUGUAAAUAAAAAAAAAAAAAAACGAAUCAGUAAUUAAUAAGAGACUAAGAGACGAGCAAAGAGGGGAAGAUGUAUAUUAAGAUUCAUAGCAAGUAUUAAAUAGGUUUAUAAUAAUGGUUUAUAUAAAAGUGGAUGUACGUUGAUGUCUAAGAUUUUUAACACAAUGAAGAGAAAACCACAAAGUGAUUAUCAUAAUCGGUUGUAUUUUUUUUAAAUCCACAAUGAUAAUAACACGUAACAGGGACAUAAUUUAUCGAGAUUAAUGUGGAUAAUGAAAAAAAAUUUUGUCACGAGACUGGUGUUUAAUUUGGCCUCAGAAAUUGAUAGAGUGAAUUAACGAUUCUAGUCAAACUUUAAACGAACGAAUUUUCAACACAACACGAUUUUAGAAAUUUUUCCGUUAUCGAUCCGGUGUGCGUAUUCCAGCCAGCCUAAACGGAUACUCAAGAGGGAAAUCUAUAUUUGGUAAAAAAAAUUGCGAAUACUUUUUGCACUCUUUUAUUCAUUUACCGUUCAUUCAUACUAUUUACCCCGAUAUAACAGUAUACUAAUAAGACGUCGGCAUAUCGGCUUACAGGUUUAUUCAUACAAUGCAUACAAAGUAAAGUAGAAUUCAUAAACAGUAGACCAUUCGUAGCGCAAUAGUAAAUUAAAGAAAAACGAAAAAAAAAACAGAAAAAUAAUCAUGAAACUUCACAGAAACAAAAAACCGAUACUAUAAAGAAUAGCAACGUCUUGUACUUACACUGGAAUACACUGAAUUUAAUACAUACUGCACUGAUAUAUCGACGCGUCACAACAGCAGAAUAGAAAAUCACAAGGGAGGAUAAGAAAACGAAUAAAAAUUGAUUCAUUUGAGACAAAUUGCCUUCUCGAAUUUGUCGUAUAUUAAUACUGUAUAAUACGCAGUACCGUAUCUCAAUAGUAAAGAAAGUAAUGAAACAAAAACGAACACUAUCUAUUAAAAAAAAUUGUGGGAAGCCAAUACGUCAGACGAAAAUUGAAUCAACUUGAAAACUGGCUCAUGGUCGUUGAGCCUGAAAGUAAGUGAAAGAAAACUCGAAAUAUAUUAUUAGUACAAAGAGAUACUUUAUGGCACGAAGUGUACGUAUUAUUUCUUCUCCUCUUCACUACUGAUGCUUUGUAGAUCCGCCACAACUCUUCGUUUUUCUUCUCAGUUUGGAAAGGGAAUUUAGAGAAAAUAAAUUUUUUAAUGGUCAAUACAAACGUCAUUUUCUAAGGUAAAUCACAAUAAAAAAUGAAAAAAAAAAUGAUAUUAGUCCGUAUACAAUGUACAUGUACAUACGAUUGAUAUAUGUACAUAAUUAUAGAGUUGAAAGUGCCAUAGAAAUUAACAAACAUGAAUUUUUGGAAUACUACUAAUGAGAAAGAAAACUAAUAAUUAGCAAUUAAAAUACACGUCGGAAAAUGUUCAUUACGAGUUUUUGUAUCAUUAUUCGUGCUCAAAGGGGAAAAUUUCACUAUUUUUCCAGUAAGCAUUGACGCAUAAAGAAACGCUUAAAUUCGACUGACAAUUCAUUAUCACCCCAAUAUCAACGAAUUUUUGAUGUGUAAAAAUUAAUUGACCUGUUAUAAUUGUUAUACGACAAAGCAAAUACGUCCUUUUUCGGGUUUUUUUAUUCUGCAUUUGUUGGGGAGGGGGAAUAUUUAAUCGGGGCGACGUGACAACCGUUUUGUAACGUUCAACGUCAUUCAGCAAUGUCAAUAGGUUAUUUGUCAAAUUGCUUAGUGAGUAAAAAAAAUUAUUUAAACCAAAUCAACUCCGUGAAUGAAAGAGAGACGCAUUUCGUUCGCGAUUUUUCUUUUCCUUAAUUAGCGUAUAUACUUGGAAAGCACAAUCACAGCUAGAAAACGAUGAAAAUUAAAGAAACGAAAUUCAAUGAAAGAGAAAAACGAAAAUCACGGAGGGCCUGCACACUAAUCGUCUUAAUUACCUAACGACAACAAAGCACGAAGAAAAAAAAUGAAAGAAAAAUAAAAUACUCAUGAUUGUACUGAUUGUUGAACGUGGCUAAAAAAUAGUAAUUAAAAUAGGUCGUUUAAGAGAGUAUGUAUACAGUGCGAGCCUCUAUAAGCCGCCAAUAAAACGAUAAACGCGCGUGCUUACUGACAAUGGCCUACAAAAAGAAUCGAAAAAAAUCAUGAUAAACGAAAGGAAAUUAAUAUUUGAAGAUAAAAAAACUAUCGAUUAUUAAGCACACGCGUUUUCACUGACGAUAAUUAUUGUUAUACAAGAGAAAAAAAAAUCGAAACGGUGUGGUAUACAAGACUAAGAACGAGACCUAAAAGUGGGACAUAAUAUUUUAUAACUCAACUUUUGUACAGAAUAAAUAAAUACUUGUACUGUGGACCAAUA